AUGCUCUCGUCGUGCAAAAACGGAGUAGGCGCGGGGCCCAGCGGAAUGACUUUUGAGCACGUCAGGGACGCAGCUCUACGUCACCCUGACGUCGCCGCACACCUGCUCGCCCUCGUCAACACGGCCCUCGCCGGUAACCUCACCAAGGAAGCCGCGCAGCUGCUCACCACAUCGAAGCUGCUGGCCUUCACCAAGCCUGAGGGCGGAACGAGGCCGAUCGCGGUGGGCGAAGUCAUCCAUCGCGUCAUAGCCAAGGCUGCCCUGCUGAUCGCCGCGCCCUUCGCCCGCCACCACUUCACCCCUUUCCAGUUCGGGGUUGCCACCCCAGGCGGAGCUGAGGCUAUAAUCCACGCAACGCGCACCUACCUCGAGGAAAACGGCUCCCACCUCGCCCUCCAACUCGAUAUCUCCAACACGUUCAACGCUGUAGAAAGGGGUGCGGUCCCAGUGGGGCCACACGCGGACUGCGCCAACCUCCUCCGCGUCAGAAUGGCUGAGGCUGUGGCGCCAGAUUCGCUCCUCGCCAAGCUGGAGCCACAGCUCUGCCUACUCCUUCUUACCAAAUGCAUCAGCCGCCGCGUCUCCUAUCUCCUCCGAACAACGCCGCCUGACUCCCUCCCCUUUGCCGAUUGGGGGUCUUGGGGCGAGGGGAACUUCCAAACAUUCCUCACCUCGGCCGCCAUCCCCCUACCACGACAACGAGACGAGCAGCUGCGGACGUGGCGCCAGGCCUCCCUCCCCCCGACCCUUGGAGGACUAGGCAUCGCAGACCCAGCCGCGGAGCGCUUCUCGAGCUGCCUCGCCUCAACAGCAGCAGCCGCCCAUCUCCUCUCCGCGACCUCGACACCUUCGCACCCUCAAGUAGCGCUGCUACUGCCUCUCUUCUCCGCGGACAACACGAGCGGAUCUCCUCUGCCGCAACAGCUGGCGGCAGCAGAACUGACCCUGCCCACUGAAGCAAGCGGGUGGAAUGGGGAAGGGCGGAACGUUGGAGGGCGGAACGGGUGGAGCAGGUGGAGGGGGGAGGGCGGAACGGUGGAGCAGGUGGAGGGGGAGGGCGGAACGGUGGAGCAGGUGGAGAGGGGAGGGCGGAACGGGUGGACGGAGAGGGGAGGAGCGGAUGGCCUCAGAGCUGCCGACCAGCCGCGCCAGAAGGAGGGGGAAGCGCGGGGGGGUGGGGGAAUAGAGGCAGAGCGGAUUAACAGCUGCCCUCGCUACCCGCAAUCUGCCCCCUUCAACGUGCCUGAGAGGUUUCACUGCUAUAAGACCCCACCCCCCCUCCUCAACCCCCCUCCAUCCUUCCUCUCUUCCACUCCUCCACACCCCUCUCAACGCCCACAGCUUCAGCGCCUGCUUUGUCUCAUAAGAGAUCUCACCCCCUCCGCCAUUUCUCCCUCCUCCGCCCACUCGCCCUCCUUCCAGAGGUGUCGGCAUUGCCGCACACGCUGCAAGGUGUCAUCACUCCCCCACGAGCUGCAGCGCAUGCUCUCACUCAUGAGGGAGCUGGACGGCCGAUGCCAAGCGCUGCGCAGCGAGAUUCAGAGCGACAUUCGGGUGGGGCUCACGGCCAUAGAGGAGAGGGAGGCCGCUGCCGUCAGAGCGGCUGCUGCCGGCCCACAUGGGCACGGGGAUGGGGAUGGCGACGGGUAUGGGGGUCUUGAUGGGGAUGGGGAUGGGGAGGGGGAGGGGGAGGGGGAUGAGGACGAUGGUGCUAGCGACAGAGAUGCUGACGAUGAUGGCAAUGUCGACGAAUACAGUGAGGGAGUUGAUGUGCCAAAUGGUGGUGCGGCUGAGGGUGGUGAUGGUGGUGAUGGUCCUACUGAUAGCGCCGCUGCAGAUGGGUCCACUCAGGGCAAUGCACGCAGUGACAGUGCUGGUCAUGCAGCUCAGGUGGGAAAUUCCUCUUCUCUUGCACAAGGGGGCAUGCCUUUGCUUGCUCCAGGCGGCACACCAGCAGUGAAGGCUGAUAAGGAGGUGGAGGAGGAGGUGGAGGAGGGAGGGGGGAGGAAGAGCAUCGGAAAGAAACGGCCACGAGCACAGCAGCAGCAGCAGCAGCAGCAGGAGCAGCAGCAGCAGCAGCAGCAGCAGCAGCAGCAGCAGGAGCAGCAGCAGCAGCAGGAGCAGCAGCAGCAGCAGCAGCAGCAGCAGCAGCAGCAGCAGCAGCAGCAGCAGCAGCAGCAGCAGCAGCAGCAGCAGCAGCAGCAGCAGCAGCAGCAGCAGCAGCAGCAGCAGCAGCAGCAGCAGGAGGAGGAGGAGGUGGGGCAGCAGGUGAAGGAAACCAAAGACGAUGUUGUGGUGGUAAAGACAGAAGUUGCCAGUGUGACCGGUGUGACUGCUGCUUCCACAGAGAAGGUGGCAGAGGGGUUGGAGGAAGAGGGGACGGAGAGGGAUGGACAGAAUGAUGUCAGCGAUGACGUCAGGGACGAGAGGGCCGCUGCUUUGCAGAGGCUGAGGGAGGAGAUUUCCGAGAAGCAAGGGAGGAUGCGGGCAUUGUGUGACGAGAAGGUCAUUCUGGCGCAGCAAGUGAGCGCGCUGGUGAGUGUGUGGGGCAGGAAUAGCUGCAGCACUUGUGUUACCCUCGGGGCUCUCCCUCCUCUAGCCCUCCAUCCUCUCGUCUCCCCUUCCUCGCCAGCUGGAGAGUCACCUGCGCAGUCUCAACCAGGAGCUGCAGCACUUGCCUUACCCUCUGUUUUCCCCUGUCUAUCCAUUCGGCCCUUCAUUCCUCCUUUCCUCCCCUUGCCCCCUGCACCCCAGCUGGAGAGUCACCUGCGCAGUCUCAACCAGGAGCUGCAGCACUUCUCAGAGGACCUCAAGCAAGGUGAGCGGAGUGAGCAAGGUGAGCGGAGUGAGCAAGGUGAGCGGAGUGAGCAAGGUGAGCGGAGUGAGCAAGGUGAGCGGAGUGAGCAAGGUGAGCGGAGUGAGCAAGGUGAGCGGAGUGAGCAAGGUGAGCGGAGUGAGCAAGGUGAGCGGAGUGAGCAAGGUGAGCGGAGUGAGCAAGGUGAGCGGAGUGAGCAAGGUGAGCGGAGUGAGCAAGGUGAGCGGAGUGAGCAAGCUGCCUCCCCAGCAGCUGGGGGGGGAGGGGCGCGGGGUUGGGGGGAACCAAAGGGGGAAGGGCGGGGGUUGAGUGCGGUGGCGGUACUGGCAUCUGGCAGUGGUGGGGAAGGGGGAGGAGGUGGGGGAGGGGGGGUGGGGGACGUAAAGGGGGAGGCGUGGCAAGGGAACCAGGAGAGGGAGAGUGAGAGAGGGGCAGGGAGGGAAGCAGGGAGGGAGGCAGGGAGGGAGGCAGGGAGGGAGAGGGAGUGGGAGAGGGGAGGAAGGGGUGCUGCCCUCAUGCCGCCCCCUGCUGCCCUCCCACUCUCACGGAAGAAGGGAGGGGUGGGCAGGGGCGUGCCGGUGGGGGCAGGUGGCGAGAGGAGGGAGGUGCCCGACGGAGGGGCGAUAGAGCAGGUGUAUGAGCCAACGUCAGUGCAGGGCAGGCGUGGAUGUGAGGGAGGCGAGUGGUUCCACUACGAGUGUGUGGGGCUCAGCAUGGCCAUGCCAAGCAUCCACGACAAGUGGUUCUGCCCUCACUGCACCUCCCUGCACAAGAAAGGCGUGCUGCACUUGCCAUCUUAG
Molecule: messenger RNA, 3615 nt
Organism: Closterium sp. Naga37s-1
Lineage: Eukaryota; Viridiplantae; Streptophyta; Zygnematophyceae; Desmidiales; Closteriaceae
Source: the annotation of a GenBank genome assembly